AUUUUUGGUUUUGGCAGGAAAUAUAUACUCUAUACCAGUCAACCACGUCUCGAGUGAAUACCAGCGAUUGAGGUAGCCAAUUAAGCGACAUUAUUGCCAUCUUGUCUACAUAAUCCUCUCUCUCUUCCCUCAAUACCUAUCUGCGGAAAUCCGAACCUGCACAGCUUUCCGACUUCACAAGUUCCGCAUUUCUGUCACCAACUACCCCGCUACCCCAGGGAGGAUGGACUCAACCAUAGACCUUUCCGAUGCCUCCAAGGCUCUGGAUCUUUCCAACAUCCGUUUUCAAUUGAUGUAAGUUGUCGAACAUGAAACAACACCAGAUUUACAUGCUAACUACUGCCCAGUCGGUUAGAAGAUACUAUCACCUUCCACCUCAUCGAGCGAGUCCAGUUCCCCCUCAACGGCACAAUUUACAAACCCGGAGCUGUCAGCAUACCAAACAGCGAUCUGAGCUUUCUCGAUUGGCUACACCAAGAGCGCGAAAAACUCGACUCCCUGAUUCGACGAUUCGAAUCUCCCGACCAGUAUCCUUUCUUCCCAACUGCCGUCCAACAUCCCAUUCUCAAGCCCUUGAACUAUCCGAAGAUACUCCACGCCAACAAUGUCAAUGUCAAUGAGAAAAUAAAGAAGAGCUACAUCGAACAUUUUCUUCCAGUGGCAUGCGCCAACUUGAGACAUGAAGACCGAGGGGAGACGGAGGAGAAUUACGGUUCCACAGCCACGGCCGACAUCGCCUGUCUGCAAGCACUCUCGCAGAGAAUCCACUUUGGAAAAUUUGUGGCCGAAUCAAAGUUCCAAACCGAGAAGGAAUUGUAUACAAAGUUGAUCAAGGCAGAGGAUCGGGAUGGAAUUGGCCGUGCCAUUACAAAUGAAGCCGUGGAGAAGAAGGUAUUGGAACGACUGGGACUCAAGGCCAGGACAUAUGGUACGGACCCAAGUCAAGGUAUCGCGAGCCCAGGCAAGAUCGACGUCGAGGCUGUGGUUGCAAUGUAUAAGGAUUUCGUGAUUCCUCUGACUAAAGAAGUGGAGGUCGAAUAUUUGAUGCAGAGAUUAGAAGAGUAA
Messenger RNA from Hymenoscyphus albidus, 1065 nucleotides. The record is from the annotation of a GenBank genome assembly. NCBI's taxonomy places the organism in Eukaryota, Fungi, Ascomycota, Leotiomycetes, Helotiales, Helotiaceae.